GUCUUUACACACAAUACAUAGACUCCUCCCAGACAUGCCAGGAAGAAAACCUCUCGUUACAGUAGGAGCUGGCCACUGACAGAGGCUCCAUCCACGCUGACUGAUGCUCAACAACCCCUGAUUAAACGUUUAUUUUGCAGGUUUUACGCGUAUACAAAAUGAGAGCCGUUGUUUCGACACUGACAGUGUUGUGGGUGAUAACAAUACCCUGCACGGAAGCCAUCCACGGAUUAUACAAUUUUGGCCAGCAUGACUUAUUCUACAAAAAGAAUAACUGCAAGCCAAUUCCCGCAAAUCUCCUCCUGUGCCACGAUAUAGAGUACACAGACAUGCGCCUCCCGAACCUGCUCGGACACGAAACCAUGAAUGAAGUUCUGCAGCAAGCUUCGUCUUGGAUCCCUCUGGUUCAGAAGCAAUGUCACCCCGACACAAGAAAGUUCCUCUGCUCCCUUUUCGCUCCCGUCUGUUUGGACGAUUUGGACGAGCCCAUACAGCCGUGCAGGUCUCUGUGCGAAAGCGUCAAGAACGGCUGCGCGCCAGUGAUGUCCGCGUUUGGCUUUCCUUGGCCAAAGAUGCUGGACUGCGACCGUUUCCCACUCGACAAUGACCUGUGCAUUCCACCUGCAGGCAUCGAGAACUCUGCGCCAAUCACCAAAGAAGUGCCCAGAGUGUGCGAUGCUUGCAAGGAAACGGAUCAAAAUGACAACGAGAUUGUUGACAACCUGUGUAAGAAUGACUUUGCUCUGAAGAUCAAAGUUAAGGAGAUCUCCUACAUCAAUGGUGACACCAAGAUAGUGCCGGAGACCAAGAGCAAGACCAUUUACAAGCUGAACGGCGUGUCGGAGCGUGACCUGAGAAAGACGGUGCUGUGGCUGAAGGAUGGCCUGCAGUGCAUCUGUGAGGAGAUGAACGACAUCAACGCCGCCUACCUGGUCAUGGGCCAGAAGAUGGACGGCCAUCUGGUCAUCACCUCGCUGAAGCGCUGGCAGAAGGGACAGCGCGAGUUUAAGAGGAUUUCCCGCAGCAUCCGCAAGCUGCAGUGCUAGGAAGGGAACAAAACUGCAUGUGUCAUUGUUGAAGAAAAAGUUUAGCUGAGCGCUUUCCAAUUACCCCUUUCCAGUUGUCACACAAGUUGCAAUUAUGGUUCAUAGAUUCCUCUCUAGAUUCCAGCAAAGAUGUUUCUUUGGCCUUAGAAAACCACUUCCUGUGUUUUCUAUUGGUUUAUAAUUAAAAAUGCCCAAUAUCUUAAAAAAAAAAAAUAGGCAUGUACUUGCAUGUAAUUUACUCCACAAUCAUAAUUCUUAUGGAUGUCUGAAAAGUGCUAUGUCCCAAUACACUCAUGCUACAUUCAUCAAUAAGGCCACAAUAUUUUUAAAAGGGGAUGUGUAAGUUGCUGAACUACACAGACUGGUCAUGUCUUCUGAGCAGAGAACAUAUUUAUAUCUGUACAGACACAGAAGUAAGCAAAUAUGGGGGGGGGGGGAGGGGUCCCUUAAAUUGUAGUAAUGUGAGAUUUUGUCAAAUUCAAUCAUUGACUCCCAUUAAUUUUGCACUGAGCGCCCCCUAAUGGUCAGUUUUAAAGUGGUGUGUCUUUUCCAGUGGAGCUGUCUUUGCUGUUGCCUCAUCAACUGCAUUUAAUUGCACUCAGCUGGUGUCCCAGGUGUAAAAGAGUCACUAAGUACAUGGUUAGAGUGAAAACUAGCAGAGUUUUGAAUCCAGGAUUAAAAAUGAUUGCCUAAAAAAAAAAAAUAAAUCAUUUGCAGAUGUGCCUACUGUUAAAUCCUGCAAUGGGGGUGAGUUUUCCUUUCUUUUCUGGUAUUCCCUGAGAUCUGUUUCUGCUGAGAUCUGCAGCAUAACCUAAAAAUGACACUUAUUUUUCAUGGGACAUUCCUCAAACAAGUUUAAAUCAUCAGCAGUUGUUUGUUUAGGACAAAUCAAAACUCCUAUAUGGAACAAAUUACAUUAUAAGAGUCAAAUGUCUUGACUGCUUUAGAUGGGACUCCAUGAUUAAAGUACUCAAAUUAAAUAAAAAGAGCUUUGGUAAAAUAUUUGGGGGGUGUUAAGUCUUCCAAAAUAAGGUAUUUGCAUCCAAUUAAAAACUCUUCUGUUAUAGUUAUGCAGAAACAACUACAAAAAUGUAUUCAUAUUGUGUGGUGCAUAUUGAGUGAAGCUGUGAUCCCUGUGUGUGUAGUGUGAUGUUCAAAGACAAAAUAAUGUCUGUGUCUUUGUAUUCCCACAGUUUUCUCAAGCAAAAAUGAGAGAUAGCUGGCUAUAUUCUCUUCCUGUACAACAUUUUAAUAUUCCCGAUAUCUUUUUGUACUUCAGCUGCUCCAUACUUUUCUACCACAGUAUGAUUUUAAAAACUAUGUUUGAGUGGGUUUUUUUUUUUUUUUUUUGGUAUUAGUGAUGAAUAUCUUGAGUUUUGGUUGGUAGUGUUAAAUUCAUGAGCAGUGACUUGUUAAGCGCAGAUAAUCGUGUGUGUGUGUGUUUGUAAAAAGUAUUUUUUGGAAGUAUUACUGUGUAAAUAUCAAAUACUAUCUUUUAUUCGUGUCAAGUUUUCAGCGAUUAAAAGCUGCCAACGACA
This is a messenger RNA of Siniperca chuatsi (mandarin fish), 2584 nucleotides long. RefSeq names its product secreted frizzled-related protein 2 (gene sfrp2). NCBI's taxonomy places the organism in Eukaryota, Metazoa, Chordata, Actinopteri, Centrarchiformes, Sinipercidae. The transcript has 3 exons. Gene Ontology annotation, molecular function: Wnt-protein binding. The record is from RefSeq and is a predicted model, not a curated record. Bases 159 to 1046 code for a protein of 295 amino acids. Gene Ontology annotation, biological process: non-canonical Wnt signaling pathway; negative regulation of canonical Wnt signaling pathway; canonical Wnt signaling pathway.